Candoia aspera is the source of this 960-nucleotide messenger RNA. Its product is annotated as DGAT1/2-independent enzyme synthesizing storage lipids-like. The coding region runs from base 1 to 960 and encodes 319 amino acids. The record is from RefSeq and is a predicted model, not a curated record. Lineage: Eukaryota; Metazoa; Chordata; Lepidosauria; Squamata; Candoiidae. Gene Ontology annotation, molecular function: acyltransferase activity. The transcript has 6 exons.
AUGACAGCAGAAAAUACAUACUAUACCUUAGGAAAAGAAUGUACCAUCUGGUCAACCUACAUUUUGGAAGGAUACACAGGCUAUAUGGUAUACCCCUUAACGCUGUUACUGAUUCUGAUAAUAUUAUAUUAUCCCUAUAUUUUUGCAUUGUCCAUGCUCUAUCUCAGUAGUGCAAUAUUCUUUGUGUGGAAAAAAGUUGGCAAUCUCCCAGAAGAUACCAAUAGCAAAAAAUGGGACAAGCCAAAGCAAGUUCAGGCAUUAGUGGCAGAUUUUAUUGGAAAGAUCCUGCACGGUUUUGAGAUUUCUGGACUAGAAAAUCUACCGGAAGGACCAGCGAUCUUUAUUUAUUACCAUGGAGCCAUACCAAUAGACUAUUAUUUUUUUAUGCAAAGGAUUUAUAGACUCACAGGGAGAUUCUUGUAUUCUGUGAUAGAUCAUACUGUUUUUCGUCUACCAGGACUAAAACUAUGCCUUUCCAUCCUUCGCUGUGAUCUUCCUACAAGAGAAAAUUGUUUAAAAAUUCUAAAACAAGGGCACCUGCUGGGAAUUGCACCAGGAGGAGUACGAGAACAAAACUAUGGAGAUAAUUAUUACAAAAUAAUAUGGAAAAAACGUAAAGGAUUUGCUCAAAUAGCUAUAGAGGCAAAAGUGCCAAUCAUCCCUGUGUUUACACAAAAUAUUAGAGAAGGAUAUAUAAUGUAUGGAAACAUAAGACCAAUGAGAUGGUUUUAUGAGCGAAAUCGAUGGUUCAUCUUUCCAUUAUAUGGAAUGUUUCCAGUUAAACUUAUAACCCAUAUUGGAAAACCAAUUCCAUAUGAUCCAAAUAUAACUCCUGAAAAACUAGUUGAAAAAACUCAAAGGGCAAUAGAGGCUUUACAGGACAAACACCAGAGAAUCCCUGGAAAUAUAUUGCAAGCUCUUAGGCAACGCUUUGAGACAUGUAGCAAAGAUAAACAGUGA